AUGUCCGAGACCACCAAUGCCCCCAAGAGGCUUCCAGAGGAGUCUGCAGAAAUCGGAAACGAUGUGAAAAAACCCCAGACUGAAUCGGUUGCAGGUGCAAGUGCAUCUGGUAACGGUGUCUCUGAAAGCGAUGUUGGUAUAACUCACUUCUUGACUCCUGAAAAUCCAGGAUUUAAAGGGCAAAUCAAGCAGAGGUAUAGUGAUUUUAUGGUCAAUGAGAUUGACCUGGAAGGCAACGUUGUCUAUUUGAAAGAUAGAGGAUUUAAGAGACCCCAGAAACCGCAACCAAGUGCAGAAGAAUUGAAAACUCAGCAAGAAGAGGAGUCUAAAAGGAGACAAGAAUUUGAAUUGGAUGGUGAAUUGAAACAGAAGUUAGUAGAAGCAUUGGGAGAAUCAGAUGUAGAAAAAAUCAUGGAUGUGUUCAAGCAUGCUCAAAAGAUGGAAACUGAAAGAUCAUUUGAAGAUAAAUUCGACAGAACUAAGGUCCAUCAGCUGCUAAGAGAGGCAUUUAAUAAUGAAUUGGAAUCCGUGACCACGGAAGAUAACACUUUCAAGAUUGCCAGAAGUAAUAGAAAGACAAGAGUUGACAAAAAGACUUUUAUUGAGCAAACAAAGGAUGCCAAUGGUGUGGAGAAUUGGGGAUAUGGUCCUGCUAAAGAUUUUAUCCACCUCACUCUUUACAAAGAAAAUAAGGACACAAUGGAUGCCAUUAAUAUUAUUGCCAAGUACUUAAGAUUACCUGCUCGUGCUAUGAGAUCUUCCGGGACUAAAGAUCGUAGAGCUGUUACUUGUCAAAGACUCUCUGUAUCUCGUAUUGGCUUAGACAGAUUAAAUGCACUCAAUAGAACUUUGAAGGGUAUGGUUUUAGGUGGAUAUAAGUUUGAAGAUCGUAGUUUAAGUCUUGGUGAUUUGAAAGGUAAUGAAUUUGUCGUUGUUAUUAGAGAUGCUAAAUUGCACGAAGGUGCUGACAAGUCAUUAGACCAAGUUUUAAAAGAUGGUUGCCAAUCAUUAGCGGAGAGAGGGUUCGUAAACUAUUUUGGUAUGCAAAGAUUUGGAACCUUUAGUAUUUCCACCCACGUCGUUGGUAAAGAAUUGUUAUUAAACAACUGGCAAGGUGCUGCAGAGUUGAUUCUUUCCGAUCAAGACAGUGUUUUGCCAACUUCAAAGGAGGCUAGAAAAAUCUGGUCAGAGUCUAAGGAUGCAAACUCUGCCAUGAAGAAGAUGCCUCGUCAGUGUGUUGCCGAGAAUGCCAUUCUAAGCUACCUGUCCACACAGAAAAAGGAAGAAGAUGGCCAGUACUCUGCUAAUGCUUAUUACACAGCAAUCAUGAAAAUUCCAAGAAAUCUGAGAACGAUGUAUGUACACGCUUAUCAAAGUUUUGUUUGGAAUACAAUUGCCAGUAAAAGAAUUGAAAUGUAUGGUUUGAACGUGAUGGAAGGUGACCUUGUCAUUAGUGAAAAUGAUGAAAGCAAGGCUGCAGAUUCUUUGGAGGAGGAUGAGUUUGACGAAGACGUUCGUACAGCCCAGUUUGUGCGCGCAAGACCUAUCACCAAGGAUGAAAUUGAAUCUCAAAAAUUCAAGAUCGAAGAUGUUGUCUUACCUACACCUGGGUUUGAUAUUGUGUACCCACCAAAUCAGAAAUUAUCUGAUCUUUACGUUGAAAUUAUGAAAAAGGAUGCAAUGGAUCCAUUUGACAUGAGACGUAAAGUUCGUGAUUUCUCACUAGCGGGAUCUUAUAGAAAUGUCAUACAAAAACCAGCUGCCUUGGAUUACAGAAUUAUACAUUACUCAAGUCCAACUCAACAGCUAAUCAACACCGAUCUAGAAAUUCUGCAUAACCAAAGAGCAAAGGACAACUGCCAAAAAUACAUGAAGGAGAAAUUAGAUAGAUUUACACCUGAUAAAGGUGGUGAGCAUACCGCUGUCGUUCUCAAAUUCCAAUUAGGCGUUUCUGCAUACGCAACUAUGGUUUUGCGUGAAUUGAUGAAAGUCGAAUCUUCCCGUCGUGGUGACAUGUGCGAUGUAAAAGUUUAA
Zygosaccharomyces rouxii is the source of this 2034-nucleotide messenger RNA. RefSeq names its product pseudouridine synthase PUS7 (gene PUS7). Gene Ontology annotation, molecular function: pseudouridine synthase activity; RNA binding. Gene Ontology annotation, biological process: pseudouridine synthesis. The record is from RefSeq and is a predicted model, not a curated record. Gene Ontology annotation, cellular component: nucleus. The transcript has a single exon. NCBI's taxonomy places the organism in Eukaryota, Fungi, Ascomycota, Saccharomycetes, Saccharomycetales, Saccharomycetaceae. Bases 1 to 2034 code for a protein of 677 amino acids.